Molecule: messenger RNA, 1084 nt
Organism: Didymodactylos carnosus
Lineage: Eukaryota; Metazoa; Rotifera; Eurotatoria; Philodinida; Philodinidae
Source: the annotation of a GenBank genome assembly
AUGGCCACCCCGCAUGGCUGUACAACAGCUUCAGUGGUCCAGAAUGCUAACAGCUUACUAUAUGGUGCCUUUGACAUGGGAACGGGUCAAUUUUUUCCUCAUUCUACUCCCUUGCAAGAAAAUUUUCGUCUACAACAUCAAGUACCUGUACAAUAUCCCAUUCGUCCUGGUCAAACACCGUCUCCAUAUAUUUCUAAUGGAAUUACUUCAGGGCAUGAUCCAUCUCGUGCUGCUCCUUCGUCAUCAUCAUUUAAAUAUUAUCAGCGUGCUUUCCCAACUUCUCUCUUGUCACGACAAUAUCAAACAAUUGAUGAAGAAAUUAAAAUGGUAGUUGAGCACCACUCAAACAAUGUAAGUGCCAGCAAUGAUGAGGUACGCCAAAUUAAUGAUUCACCUCCUUCAAAUAUACAUCGUCCUACCGCUAAUCGUCAAUUACCUAGUCCACGCUUCCAACGUCGAACCUCUUUAUCAAUAGAUCAACAUCCCUAUACACGAAACACAGAUAACAAUGGUCCAAACAUCGAUCUGAUCUCUCAGCAAGCCCUUCGCUUUGCCGAAACUCGCUAUAAAUUUCCUCCAUUUGUCGUUACAUUCCAGGAUAAGGUGCAGGAAAAGGAAGUGAUCAAUGAAUUAAAAAAACAUAUUGUGGACAAUUUGAGAUUAGAUUUCGCAUUGGACGGAUACAGAUUAAAAGAUAAUCGUCAAUUAUUUCUAUUUGCUAAGGAUCGAGAUUCAUUCAUCAUUCUGUUUGAUGAAAAAAAUUGGCCGCCUAAUUUAUGCUCGAAGUGUUAUGAGAAAUCGCUGCCCCGUCGGCUUCCACCUCAGUUUUCGUUAGUUAUCCGUAACGUAACGUUGGACAUUCAGGAUAAUGAAUUGUUAAAUGAUCUGCAAAAAGAUUUUCCUGACAUUAUCAAUCUCCAUCGUUUUAUUAAUAAAAAUAAUCUACCAACAACUAUAGCACGAUUAGAUGUUAAAAGUGUUAAAACUAUGGAUGACCUACUCAAACGAAAACACGUUAAUAUCAAUGGCAUACGAUACCCGGUGAGCGAAUAUUUUGCGCCAGCAAAAGUGCUGGUCUGUUCAA